AUUGGACAUUCGUUCCUGUUGGCAUGACGUUAGAAACCUGUACAUUAUUAAAUAGUGACCUUGACAUGGAAGACAUCGUUCGGAAUGAUAACAGUUUCUUGAGACAUAAAGUAAAGCUACUAGAAAUAAGCGAUAGCUAUGGAACAAAUCUGUGAGUCUUUUUAUGUAUAUUAAGUGAGAAACGUAUUCAACAGAUUUCAACACUUGAAGAACUGUGUGAAACAAAUGUUAUCGCUUCAAAAGUCAAAUGACUUCAGCGAUUUCGAGGUUCUUAGUAGUCGCUUGAAAGCGGAAAAUAAAAGGCACGGCUUAGAAGACCUUACAGUUUCUAAUCCUGCUGCCUUUUCAACGGCGAAAAUUCAGCAGAAGCUGUUCACGAAAAGUUCGGAAGAUGAUGAGGAGCCUGUUGCGGACGAAAGCGAUGAACACCCAUUGCCCAACGUAGUGGAAAACGCAUUCUAUUUUGAAAAUGCAGGUAUAGGAAUCGGACGCAUCGAGACUGUUGCACUGAACAUGGCAAUAAAAGCUUUAGUGAAUACACAAGCUGUUCAAAGUGCACGAUUUUGGGGGAAAAUUUUCGGUGUAAUACAGAAUUAUUACGUAGUUGAGGUGGAGUUUGCUGAAGGGGAAGACGUAGACGAAGAAGAGGAUGCGAAUUCACUUAGCCAAGAGACAGCCGAAGUAUCUGAUGAGAAUGGGCAGGAAGGCAAAGAAGAGUUUCCAAAAUCUAAAUGGAAGCCACCAAUUAAGAUCCCUCGAGAGGAGAAUCAUGUUGGAACUAAUAAGAAAGUUUAUUUUGUCUGUCACGAACCAGGUCUACGGUGGAUAAAACUACCACCAGUAACACCCGAACAGAUAGUAGCUGCUCGAGCUGUGCGGCGUCUAUUCACUGGCAUAUUGGAUGCCCCAGUAGCCUGUUACCCACCUUUCCCUGGUACUGAAGCUAAUUAUUUGCGUGCCCAGAUAGCUAGGAUCAGUGCAUCUACACAAAUAUCUCCAGCAGGCUAUUACACUGUUGAAACGAACGAAGAAGAAGAGGAGCUUGAAAAUGAAGAAGAAGGUGGACGACAAAACUAUAUUAAAAAUGAAGAAUAUGAACCACUAAGUAUGAAUGUGUUGGCUGAUCCAAGUCUUGAACACUGGGUUCAUCACACAUCUUACAUUCUACCACAAGGAAGGGUUUACUGGUGGAACCCGAGGAAAGGUUUAGGGGAAGACUUUGAUGAGUUCAACGAUGAAGAGGAAGAAAACGAAGAAGAUGAUGGUAAUACAAAAAAUGCAGUGAAACCAGAACAUGGACCGCCUAUACUUACACCAAUUUCAUCUGAUUUCCCUAUAUUUGGACAAAAGCCUUGGUCAGUCAAAAUGAGUUCCAACUUAUUACCUGAGUAUGCAUGUGUUGUUGUAUCAUCAAAUCUUUGGAUUGGAGCGCAUGCAGUUGCUUGGGGCAGACGUUUUGAAAACAUCUACAUUGGCUGGGGCGUGAAAUCAGUGAUUUCAGGUUUUCAACCUCAAUUACAACCAAUUGAAAUGAAUGAAUAUCAAGAAAUGUCUGAUUUAAAUGAAGCCAUUGAUCCAACCCCAGCAGAAGAGAGUGCAUUAAGAACACUGCUCAACCCACCUGAAGCCGAAGAUGAAACGAAAGAAGAACAAGAAGAAGAAGAGGACGAUUGAUUAAAUGUAUCACGAAAACACUAAGAAUAAUUCAGUUAAAUGGACAGGAACAUUAAUUUGUAAAAUUCUUUAUACUUUUAGUGAACAUUUUAUUGUGCAUAUUAUUUUGAUUUGUUUUGUAGCAAAAAUUCAUGAGUACCGUAGGAAAUAUUUCAAUUUCGCACCGGUUGUUACACAGGCAAACAAAGAGAGUAGAAAUUUUACACGAAUAUAUUAGAGACUUCAGAUGUUGGAAUAAUGCUUACGAGAUAUCAUAAAGUAAACAUGUUCGAUGGGUUUGUAAAUAACAGAGUAUCAUAACUGAAUAAUUACUUUUUCUGUCGAGACACGACACUAAUAAAAUCAAACUGAGUGGGUGAUAGUUUCACACAUUUUCUUGAGACAUUAGCGGCAAACAUAAUUUCUACAAAAAACAUCCUACUAACUACAAGACUGACAACUCAAAAUAAUAACCGUGUAUGGUCCAUCCCACUUUGGCAGCAGUCUGCGUGACCCUAGCACGUAUUCGCCUCACACUAUCAUAUACUGCCUUCGCCUGACCUCUCAGCAGCGUUCCAAGUAAAAGCCUCUUCACUGACAGAUUUGGAACGCCAUUCAACUCCGCAACAGCCUCGAAAUCCUGCAAGAAGAUCCAUACGUCUCCUUCAAAAACAGAGCCUACAGAGCAUAGGCUCCUCAUUUGUCGGCAGGCAGAUACACCAAAUGUAACAUCAGAAGGCAAGACACGGAAGUAAACGUAUAUUUUCAAAUGAUUAAACCGUUACUUAUAUCUAUACAGUUUAAAUUCUUUAACCAAUAACUAAGAGUGUGAUUUUGGUUUACAUUGAACUAUAUGAAAUAGAAUGUUCAAAUACACAUAUAGUAUUCUGUUGCUAUUGAAGUAUUGAACUGUGGGAAUAGGUGAGAAUAAUAUACCGUUGGAACACAUUGUCUGUAUCACCCCACCACAGUAUUAUUGUACCUAUUUGGUUAUUCUUGCUAACUUCCGGAAAUAAUCUGUGUUAAAUAAUUAAUUACACAGUGAUCAGAGGUUUUAAAAUCCCAUGCAAUACAAGAA
This is a messenger RNA of Trichobilharzia szidati, 2731 nucleotides long. The record is from the annotation of a GenBank genome assembly. Lineage: Eukaryota; Metazoa; Platyhelminthes; Trematoda; Strigeidida; Schistosomatidae.